This is a messenger RNA of Halteromyces radiatus, 2142 nucleotides long. RefSeq lists its product as uncharacterized. The transcript has a single exon. The record is from RefSeq and is a predicted model, not a curated record. Bases 71 to 2092 code for a protein of 673 amino acids. Lineage: Eukaryota; Fungi; Mucoromycota; Mucoromycetes; Mucorales; Cunninghamellaceae.
UUUCUUUUUCUUUCCCUUUUUAUAUAUAAUAUAUAUAUAUAUUAUUGACUCCUUUUUUUUUGGGUAUUCUAUGUCGAUACCGUCACCGUCAUUAUAUCAUGUACCAACACAACCACAACAACCUUCAUUUACCACUGACCAACAUCAAUACAAAAUCCGUACUAUCAAAGCAGUUGCCCAACCUAUUCCAGUCAAGAUGGUCAUGUCCAAUGUGCAAGUAGAGUCUCAACAGGGAGUUCUUAUUGACACUACUAGCAACAAUAACAAUACCAUUACAGUACCCUUACCAACAAAGCAAUUAGACAACGAUAACAAGCAUCAAAAUCAUCAAGUCGGAGCCGAUAACGGAGACAAUGGCGUAUAUCAACCAUCUCUUGUACUACGAUCUCCUUCCUCUUCUGCACCAUUGUUCCCAUCAUCAUCGCCAUCAUCUUCAUCUUUCUUCGAUCUUGUGGGUGUGGAUGACAACAAACAUACUUCAUCUAUUAAAUCAUCCAAUACUGCAACACAAUCUUCUAUUAGUGCAACCUCAAACUUAUCGAUAUCAUCAUUGGACGAGACAACAAUAACAAAAGAAGCCGGUACAACCCUUGGCAUCAUACCUUCACCACAUGACAACAACAACAACAACAAUGAAUCACUUCAUCCUAAUGCCGGGAUACCCUGUUUGGUGAAACAAAAAUCAUCAUCGUCAUCCUCCAAUAAAGUUACAACAAAAAAUGAUAACAUAGAUUCUCACCAAGAAACAAUGAAUUCGCAACAGUGGAUGAUGACAUUGAAACUUUUGAAGGAUCAGAUUCAGCAAAUCCAGAAAGAACGUGAACAAGAGAAAAUGGCAUAUUUGGCAAAGGAAGUGGAACGACGACAAUUGGAAAAAAGGAUGCUGGAUGAUAUUCAAAGAACGGGUGAACAGUUGGCUUAUUUUACACAACAGUUGGAACGGCAAGAAAAGCAACAUCGUCAGCAACAAGAACAACAAAGGCGUUAUCGAUCAAAAUCAGAGGAAAGACAGCGUGACAACAAUGAUAAAGGGCAAACAUCAAGAAGACCUCUUAGUCUAUUAUCUCUACCACUACUGGAUCAACCAAAUGGAUAUCAUUCUGCAAUGGAAGACGAUAAUGAUCACGAUAGUCACAGUACCAAAACCAAGAUCAGACAUCGACCCAAAAAGAAUAAAAACGAUACUGUAUCAGCUCUGCUUUCGCUAUCAUCAUCAUCAUCUUCUUCUUCUUCGGCAGGAUCAUCUGACUGUGAUGAUACUUACUCUUCAGCUAGCAACGGUAGAUCAGAUGAGGAAAGUGAUGCAAGACUGGAUCAUCAACAACAACAACAAAAUCAUCAUCAUCAUCGUCAUCAUCAUCAUCAUCAUCAUCAUCGACCAGGACGACCACAAGCACCAGGACCAUUAUCACAAAGAGAACCUGACCAACAACGACAUUCUCAACAUUCAACAUCUAAUUCAUCCUCGCCUUCUCAGCAAUAUCCAUGGCCUACUGAUCAUCAACAAGGAUAUUAUUAUCAACGUCACCCUUCUAUGGUUAUUUCACGCAUGGUACCACCAACAUCGGCAACGACGAAUCAACAGCUAUCAUGGAAUCAACCGCCGUCUCAUCAUCCGCCACCACCGUCUUCAUCAACAUCGACUCCUUUUUACAGUAGUAUCAACAAUGGGUUUACAUCACAUUCAUAUUAUGCGAUUCCUCCUUCUCUUAUGUCGUCGUCCUCCUCCUCUUCUUCUUUUCCACCAUCAAUGAAAAGAGAAAAGAGAAGACAAAUCAUCAACAGUCAUCCGCCUGUGGCUUCAUCAACAUCAUCAACUUCUCAUGGUUUACCAUUACAACCACCGCCGUCAUCAUCAUCAUCAUCAUCAUCAUCUCAUCCUCCUCCUUCCAGUUAUCACUCUACAUCCUCUUCAUCUCGUUAUAGAACUUACCCAUCGGCUGGUCCCAAUACUUUCCCUCUUCCUCGUCCUCCGCCUCAUCAUCAUCCCGUGCCACCAUUACAUCCUUCAUUGUUACCCCCAUUUCAUCAUCAUCCUUCCAUCUUUCCUCCUCCAUCUUCUCAUAAUGACAGUACAGGCUUAUUUAUGUAGUGUAGUCUUUAUUAGUUGAAUAAAAAUUGUUUCGUAUUCUAUUUUUUUUU